Messenger RNA from Aureococcus anophagefferens, 2583 nucleotides. RefSeq lists its product as hypothetical. Lineage: Eukaryota; Pelagophyceae; Pelagomonadales; Pelagomonadaceae. The record is from RefSeq and is a predicted model, not a curated record. The transcript is spliced from 2 exons. The coding region runs from base 1 to 2583 and encodes 860 amino acids.
AUGGAGGCGCCGGCCCCCGCGCCCCGGGGUCGCAGUGCCCCCGACGACGCGUCGUGCGCGUCCAAGUCGCAGGCGUCCAUCGACCUCAGCGAGCUCUUCAACCCGAGCGCGCUGACGCGCCUCCUCAGGCAGCUGAACGACCAGAUCGACGGCCAGCGCGACCAGAUCGUGUUCCUCGAGGAGCAGUCCAUCGCCAACGCGGCCUUCCGGGAGAUGUGGGCCCAGGACCGCGCCGAGUUCCGCGCGGCCCUCGCCGUGGCGACGGAGGAGAACAACAAGAAGAUCAACGAGGCCAUCGGCGCGGCGGCCGCAUCCGUCUCCGACCUGAGGAAGACGUACAACGAGGAGCGCGCGUUCCGGCGCAUCUGCCACUUCGCGGCGCACCGCACGGAGAUCAUGCAGCGGGAGAAGUGGGAGACCUGGGCCCGCGCCUGCCGCGAGAUGCGGCUCUGGGACAAGCGGCGCGCCGUCUUGAUCCGCAUGGGCAACAUGAACGAGAAGCGGCACCAGACCUUCGGGAUGACGCGCUGGAGGGAGCAGACGGCGCGCGCGCGGGACGCGGCGACGAUGCACAACGGGGCGAACGCGCUCAUCGACGCGCUGUACGUCAAGCGGGCCGUGCGGCGGAGCUUCCGCCACUGGGUCGAGUGCGUCUUGCUGGAACAAAUUUCCGACGCGUUCGGCGGCGUCGAGAUCGUCACGUCGGCGCACCACGAGCAGGUGCUCUCCGUCGCCGAGGCGGCGGCGAAGCCCUACGUCGGCCGCGCGGCGGCGGCGGCGGCGGCGGGCAACUUCGGCGAGGCCUUCAAGCAGGCGCACCUCGGGACGAUGCAGGUCGUCAAGGUCAUGUCGUCCGAGCAGGACAUGGCGCGCCAGCGCGACCGCGAGGCCCUGGAGGGCGAGUGCGAGAACAUCCGCAAGGCCCUGGCCACCGUGUCCGCCGCGGCGGAGGAGAAGCGCGCCCUCGAGGCGAAGAAGGCCCUCGACCGCGGCAACGAGCGCUUGGACAAGCAGCUCGCGACGACGCGGCGCCAGAUCGACGGCAAGAUCACGGAGCGCAUCACGGAAGCGCUGGCGCAGGUGGAGGCGAACGCCGCGGGCCACGCGGAGCGCGCCGAGGCGCGCGCCAAGGCCGCGGACCAGCGCGUCGCGGCGAAGCUCCAGGCCGCGGACGACAGGGCCAUGGCCGCGGCGCACGACGUCGAGGCGCUCGUCCACGGCUGCGAGGCCCAGGUCGACGCCGUGGACGCGAAGGUGCUCGAGGUCAACGACUACGUCGCCUACGUGGAGCGGAGCCUGCGCACCGUCUACGAGGACCUGCGGAAGCACAACCUCUGGGAGACGAUGCGGCGGCGCGACGCGGACGACGCGGGGCAGGUCUUCGUGAGGGCCGCGUUGGGUCUCACGGUGCAGGCGGCGACGCGGCGCGACAACGACGAGAACCUCGCCUUCAUGGCCGAGGUGCGCGCGGCCGAGGAUUCGCUGGCGCGGUUGAUGGGCCAGUCGGCCAAGCAGAUGUCGCGCGCGCAGACGCUGGUCUCCGAGGCGAAGCGGAACCUCGCCGUCGAGCAGCAGAUCCGCGGCGUCUACGAGGACGCGGCGCCGAGCUCGCCCGGGUCCGUGCCGCAGAACGUGCACCACCACCACCACCACCCGGCCCAGAAGCACUUCCACAAGGCGCCCAGCGUCCAAUGGUACGACUCCGAGACGCGCGCGUACCGGUCGCGGAACCACGGCCCGGAAGACCGCGACGACCCCCACUGCGAGCCGCCGCCGCGCAUCGCCAUCGACUCGCCGCCGCCGGGCGGCUACCGGGGCGCCGAGGCCACGGAGUCGCCGGACGUGCUCGCGGCCGGCUGGGCGCCCGCGGCCGAGGGCUUCGCGUCGCCGUCCCCGCAGGCGCCGCGCGUCGUCGACGCCGCCGAGGCGGCGCUGUCCAUCUUCGACCAGGUCAUCGCCGACGCGCCCACGCUGCUGGGCCGGUCCAAGGCGCUGCCGUCCUGCGUCGCGUGCAACCGGCCGCUCCCCACAAAGGCCCGGCGGCCGGCGCCGCCGAAGCGCGACGAGCGGCCCGCGCCGGAGCCGCCCGCCGGCGUCGAGAAGCUGCUCGCGUCCAAGGGGCCCGACGUGCCCCGGCCCCUGACCGCGCCGCCCGGCUCGAAGCGCGAGGAGGAGCGGAAGCCCGUCAUGUCCGCGAGCGAGCGCGCGCUGAAGAUUCUGCACGCGCACCUCCCGCAGACGCAGACCUACGGCGCGGCGGAGGUCGACAACAACUCGACGAACGACCAGUCGUCCUACUCGCGGAAUAGCGGCCCCCAGUACUACGACGACGCCGUACGCACGUACGACCACCGCGUCGGCGACAACACGGCGGCCUUCCUCGAGCAGCGCGCCCUCCACGACGCCGAGCAGGCGCGGCGCGCGUCCUCGAAGCAGGCCAGGGCCCAGGCGAAACUCGACGCGGGCGCGCUCGACCCGUCGAACGCGCCCGCGUACCAGCGGGGCUUCCGCGCGACGAAGCGCCUCCCGGGCAAGGCCCAGCGGCCCCAGUCCGCGCCGCGCUCGGGCCGCGCCCUGCCCUAA